This is a messenger RNA of Desarmillaria tabescens, 868 nucleotides long. RefSeq lists its product as uncharacterized. The coding region runs from base 115 to 801 and encodes 228 amino acids. Lineage: Eukaryota; Fungi; Basidiomycota; Agaricomycetes; Agaricales; Physalacriaceae. The record is from RefSeq and is a predicted model, not a curated record. The transcript is spliced from 2 exons.
GAUGUUAUCGUUCUGGCAAACGAAACUGACCCUGAUUGCACUCAUCCAUAUUGGUACGCUUGUGUUAUUGGGAUUUUCCAUGCCGACGCAUGUUACAAUGACCCUGAUGGUGCCAUGGAGGACACGCAUCGCUUCCAAAUCGACUUUUUAUGGGUUCGCUGGUAUGGUUUUGAUGGGAAACACAAGUCUGGUUUUACGGCAAAAUGUCUGCAUUGGGUCGGAUUUGUGGAUGGGAGCAACCCAGAGGCAUUCGGUUCUAUCAGUCCUGCCAAUGUCAUCCGAGCAGUACAUCUUCUGCCUGUCUACCGGCUUGGGACUACUUCCGAUUUCUUGGCACCAUCCAUUGCACGACAGCCGAAUGAAAAUGAUCAAGAUUACGAGCGAUACUCGGUAGCCAUGUGGGCAGACCGGGAUAUGAUCUAUCGAUAUUGUGGACUAGGUAUUGGACAUAUAGCUACCUGGGAUGCGACUCGGGUGUUCCGUGAGGACUUGUGGAAGGCUUUCAAGCUUCCGAAGGAGCUCCUUGACCCACUGGACCUUGCAGAUAUGGAUCUCGAUUAUGUCUCCGACAAGUCUGAAUCUGAAUGCAAUAGCAUAUCGACUGCACGAGAUUCUGACAGCGAGGGUACUACGGAUGAAGAACUAGGCUUGGAGAUCGAUGAUGAUGUCUGGGAAACCGAUUCUGAUGAUUGUGACGUUGACUACAAUCUAGAUGCUAGCGAUUUGGAUGAUGCAGAGGAUGAGCUCGUCGCAAGUUGUGAUGAGGAUGACAACGAGAAUGACAAAGGGGGGGGGGAAUGAUGUAGAAAGUCUAGGUUAUUCUUUGUUAUAGAUUAUCUGCAAUCGCAUUUUUCGGAGUCGCUGCCCC